Lutzomyia longipalpis is the source of this 1024-nucleotide messenger RNA. Its product is annotated as transmembrane protein 179. Lineage: Eukaryota; Metazoa; Arthropoda; Insecta; Diptera; Psychodidae. The transcript is spliced from 2 exons. The record is from RefSeq and is a predicted model, not a curated record. Bases 101 to 784 code for a protein of 227 amino acids.
AAUGAUCUUUACAACAGGUGCUGAUGCAAGCGACGAAAUGUCAUCUGGGCCAUUGUUUGCAAAUUAAUCAUCAACAAAAAACCAGAUUAGAUCCUCAAAAAUGGCCCUUUCUAACGUCCUGCUACUCUCCCAAAUAGCCGGAAAUGCUGUUGCUUUUGUCCUGUCUCUCUGUAUCCUCGUCCCAUUGAGUCUUCAUGUUACGGAAUUCAACGGAAAAUGCCUGCUGUUCGCCCACGGGCAGUGGGGUGAGGAUGAUGGGCUCUUCAAUGUCACAUGGCCAUCACAGAUGAAUUGCAGCUUCCCCAUAAUUACGGCAGUUGUCAUCCUGAUGAUUUCCAUGAUACAAAUCUAUCGUUUUGUCCGACUCUCCGUGAAGCAGGAGGAAGCCUCCUUCCUCGGGCUCUUCCUCGAUGUCUUCUUUGGCUUCCUGCUGUGCCUCAUGACCAUUGUCUCGGCCAUGAUCAUCACAAUGGGCUUCAUGGAUUGGUGCUCUGACAUCACACUGCGCUUCCCAUCGUGCGAAAUUGCCGCUGGGCAGAAUAUCAUCAAGGAAGACCAGAAAAUUGACACAUCCGGCUUCUACGUGCAAAUGGGAACAGCCCAAUUUGGCGCGUGGGGCGCUUUUGCCACGUGCGUCGUCAUUUCCGUGGCGGCACUGCUGAAGCUCAUUAAUAAUCACGAAAUGACCAACAUGCGUGUCUCGAUGUACCUCGAAAGGCAGCGCCUGGUCAAUGAGGACGCCUCCCGGGAUAGUCUCGAUACUCCCGGAGAUUUUUCUCAUUAAUUCCCUCCCUCUCCCAAAACGAAUUUAUCAGAACUUUCUUUCGUUUCCUGUGCGCUCUGUGAAAAUUGUGAUUCCUCCAGUUCUGAAUUUUAUUAUCACACAAAAAAAAAUCAUUUUGGGAGGAUUUUAAGGUGUUGAAAUCCUUAAAAUUCUCUCCUCAAAUUUAUUAAUUAAAUCUUAAGUAUAUUAUAUAAGCGAUAAAGUAUCGCAAUAAAGAUUAUUAAUUCUAUUAAGAUUAAA